AUGGCGCCUUAUCUGGAAGAGCCGCUGUCAGAGGCGCUUCAAGUCCCGCUCAAAUCCAAGCCUGAUCUUGUCGCUCCAGAACCUGAACACUGUCCUGGUCCCGAAUCCGAGCAAGCGGGCCAAGGUGACGCCUGCAAUGGCUGUCCGAAUCAGGCCAUCUGCGCUUCAGCGCCGAAGGGUCCCGAUCCCGAUAUCCCUCUCAUAACCGAACGGCUUGCCGGAAUAAAACAUAAAAUACUGGUGCUGUCAGGCAAAGGCGGAGUAGGUAAAUCAACAUUCUCUUCGCUUUUGUCGCACGCAUUUGCCGCCAACCCAGACUCUACGGUGGGAAUCAUGGACACCGACAUUUGCGGCCCUUCUAUCCCUAAAAUGAUGGGUGUUGAAAGUGAAACCAUCCACGUCAGCAACGCGGGCUGGAGUCCUGUAUGGGUGACGGACAAUCUUGGAGUCAUGAGUGUUCAAUUCAUGCUACCGAACCGAGACGAUGCGGUGAUAUGGCGCGGGCCAAAGAAGAACGGACUGAUUAAACAAUUUUUAAAAGACGUCGAAUGGGGCGACCUGGAUUAUUUGAUCGUGGACACCCCUCCCGGCACCUCGGACGAACAUCUGUCGGUCAACUCGUUUUUGAAAGAAUCGGGUGUAGAUGGCGCCGUGGUGGUGACCACUCCCCAGGAAGUUUCGCUGUUGGAUGUACGAAAGGAGAUUGAUUUUUGCCGGAAAGCCGGGAUUCGGGUAUUGGGACUGGUUGAAAAUAUGUCUGGGUUCGUCUGUCCGAAAUGUACCCACGAGUCUCAGAUCUUCCGAGCAACGACAGGAGGCGGUAAGAAACUCUGUGACGACCUGGGCAUCCCUUUCCUGGGAGCAGUGCCGCUUGAUCCACGGAUAGGAAUGGCCUGCGAUUUUGGAGAGAGCUUCAUGGACAGCUUCCCUGACAGCCCUGCUUGCAAAGCGUUACGACAAGUGGUGAGGUCGGUGGGGAGAUUGAUUGGUGAGGAUCCGGAUGAAGUUCUUCCCGACGGCCCGUUAUAA
This is a messenger RNA of Capronia coronata CBS 617.96, 1029 nucleotides long. RefSeq names its product cytosolic Fe-S cluster assembly factor nbp35. The record is from RefSeq and is a predicted model, not a curated record. Bases 1 to 1029 code for a protein of 342 amino acids. Gene Ontology annotation, biological process: iron-sulfur cluster assembly. The transcript has 2 exons. Gene Ontology annotation, molecular function: 4 iron, 4 sulfur cluster binding; ATP-dependent FeS chaperone activity; ATP binding. Gene Ontology annotation, cellular component: cytosol. Lineage: Eukaryota; Fungi; Ascomycota; Eurotiomycetes; Chaetothyriales; Herpotrichiellaceae.